AUGAUUGAAACAGAGGUUUGGAAUGGCACUGUUGAUACAUGCCGAAUAUUUAAUUGUGAUGAAACACCUCAUUUUAUUAAUUAUGGAAUUGAUGGUACCACUUCUAGAUUAUUUUAUGCUGGCAAAGGAGAUGCAUGUCAAAGAAUGUAUAGAGAAAACAGAGAAUGUGUCACAAUUCAACCAUUUGUUUCAUUUUCAGGCGACAUAUGUAUGUGUCAGGUAAUAUUUAAAUGUACUGGUAUUACUAGUUCUAUGGUUCCAACAGAAGCAGUAAAUAAAAUUCCCCAUUUGUUGGUCACAACUACAGAUAAUGGAGUAUCAACCUAUGAAUCUUUCUUGACAGCAUUGAAAGAGUUUGAUGUCUACUUAAAUGAAAAUAUGUUAAGCGACCCAUCGUCUUAUUAUCAGAUGGACAUAGCUCUAGACUAGACUUUGAUGUAUUAUCUUUUUUGGAGUCCAAAAGAAUUCAUCUUUUUCUUACUCCACCAGACACAACAGGAGUUACUCAACUUCUUGACCAAGUAAACAAGAACAUUCAUAGUGAGUAUCGUAAGCAAAAAAACUCUAUGUUUUCUGAUAUCUGUUCCUUAAACAAAGAAGCUUU
Molecule: messenger RNA, 604 nt
Organism: Hydra vulgaris (swiftwater hydra)
Lineage: Eukaryota; Metazoa; Cnidaria; Hydrozoa; Anthoathecata; Hydridae
Source: RefSeq, a predicted model, not a curated record